AUGCAUCCUCAUUCAGCCUCUCGCUGCUCUCCAUACAUGGCGCAUCUCCAACUCUGAAUCCACUUCGGCUCUGGACACCGGCGGCAGCGCUCGGCUCUCUCUUUCUCUCUCGCUCGCACGCACACACACACACACACACACACACACACACACACACACACACACUCCUACUUUUACAAAUGCAGCGCAGACGACUGGACCGGACAGAGAAAUCCUAUCUGAUCGAGCGCGUCCAUGCGUGAAGGAUGUAGAGCCAGAGGGGGGGGCAGGAUGGAGUGCUCCUGGAAGACGGUGCUGCUGCUGGUCUGUGCGUCUCUGGGGGUCCAGUACACGGCCAUCCGCACCCUGAGGGACUCGCUGUCUGGACCCUGUCAGGGAGCUUACCGCUGCCAGACCAGACACCACAGAGACUCCAGGUGGAGAGCUUUGUGCGAAGACAGUUGGAUGCUCGACGAGUCGCCUCGCAAGCACAUCCUGCUGUUUGCCACCACGCGCAGCGGCUCCUCCUUCACCGGGCAGCUCCUCAACCAGCACCCAGGGAUAUUCUAUGUGUUUGAACCUCUCUAUCAUGUCCAGCAAGCCUUCACCAACUCCAGCAGCAGGCUGCGUCGCACCCUGGAUCGCAGGGCCUUACUCGGAGCAUACAGGGACCUCCUCCUCAAUCUGUACACCUGUGACCUUCACUUCAUGGAGAAUUACAUCCGUCCAGAGCCCCAGGACCAUGUCACAAACUCCUUCUUCCGCAGAAGCUCCAGCCACGCCCUUUGUUCCCGUCCCGUGUGCAUGGAAGGAGGAGAUGUAGCGGCGUCCGAUCCGCCUGAUGAAACCUGGUGUCCUAAGAAGUGUGGGGCCCUCAACCUCACCUUAGCCUCUAUGUCAUGUCUGUCAAGAGGACACGUAGCCAUAAAGACUGUGCGGGUCCCUGAGGUGGGGGACCUGCGGACCCUGACAGAAGAUCCACGUCUGGACCUGAAGAUCAUUCACCUGGUGAGAGACCCCAGAGCCAUCCUUGCCUCACGCAUGAUGGCGUUUUCAGACCAGUUCCGUGCCUGGAAAAUAUGGAACGUGACAGGACGGCAGCCUCGAUAUGUGGACCUGUCGCAGAUCACCAGCACCUGUAAGGACAUGGUGGCCUCUGCAGAAACAGGCCUGCAAAGACCGGCAUGGCUGCGGGGACGCUACCUGCUGGUGCGGUACGAGGACCUGGCGUUCAACCCGAAGGACAAGGCCACUGAGAUCUAUAGAUUUAUGGGGCUGGAGAUGGAGGACAGUGUGCGGAUGUGGAUUGCAAAGAACACCAACAGUAACGCUUCGUCUCCGUCUGAGUGGAACUACAGGUACUCCACCACAAGAGACUCCAGAGCCACAGCAGAGAGCUGGAGGCUACGUCUCGGAUUUGACAUUGUGAGGACUGUGCAGAAUCUGUGCAAUGACACUCUGGCUCUUCUGGGAUACAAGCAGGUUCACUCUGCAACUGAACUCAGAAACUUGUCCCAGAGUUUGGUGGAACACAGAACCUUUCAACCAGUCACAUGGUAGAUUUGGUAAAGGUUUUUAAAAAAAUCUGUCAUAUUCAUUUCUGCUGACUUUCCUCUCUGUCAUGAUGCUGAUAAAAUGAAUGUAAUUAAUCUUAAUUUGUAAUAAUGCCUAAAGUAAUUUAAUAUCACUUGUAUUUUAAUUUUUUAUUGUUUUGUUAAAGAUAUUAAGUGCCAAAUUUCAAGCGUGUGAGUUGCUAGUCAAUACUGCUGUAUUUGUUGAUGAAAAACUCUUCUUGUACCUGUAGAGCAAAACACAGCAUCCUGAAAUGAUCACUAGGUUAUCAUGCUGUUUUUUUUUUCAUCAUUCAGUUUUCUCAUCAUUUCAAAAGACACUUGAAAGAGUCCAGGUACCAUUUCAGAGUUAAUCUGACCUUUAAUCAGACAAAAAGUGAUGUCAGUGAGACACACAGGAAGCGAGGGGGAUUUAUUAGUUAAAAAAAAAAAUGAAAAGAAUAGAAAUUAUAGGGCUUGCCCUCCAAGCAUCUCUAAUGCAUCUAAGAAAAGGAUUAAAAUGUCACGUCGUAGGUAGAAAAUCUUCACCGGUGCAAUCUUCUGCAGAGUACAGCAGCUCUAAUUUCUACGUGAAGAUGUUGAGAAUAUGAGACUAAAUGUUUUUUCUUUACUAAAAACGCUUAUUUACAAAUACUGUAAAAACUGUUACAAUGCAAGUGCGCAAAUGUUAUGUACUGGAUGUGUUUGGACAUUUUUGUCAGUGUAACUAUACCGUUUAUAUUUUUUAGACUUUUUAAAAUAAAUUAUUCAUAUGUAAGUAAUACAUGUCUACCACGCUACUGAAAUCUUCUUGCAACCACGUUUUUUUUAUGUGUUUUUUUAUUUCUUCAAUCCUGAGAGGCAGGCAGAUAAGUGUUUGAGUUUUAGUACUAAAAACAGAGAAUGGUGCAAAUUCAUUGUCUUUUCUCUUCUAAUCCCUUUGGUUUACAAUUCAUUUGGUUUGUCUUUCAGCCAAAUUUCUAUCCGUUUGAUGUGUCUGUAGUGACAGAUAUGUUUUUGAACACACUGCUCACACUGUGUUUCAUUUUGAGUAAGCUUUGAACCUAAAAGAGUAAUACCAGGAUCAUUCAGCGGCGGUCUGCAGUGGAGUAUGGUCAGAGAUUAGACAGCUGCAGGUUCUUUGCCAGUUCCACCAUUUGAAAUUAGUCUUUGUGUCUAAACAGAAAAAAAGAUGCGUGCCAUCUCCAGACACCAGCCCAUUUAUUUCCACAUAGAGCUGCUCUCUUGAGAUAAAUGCUUGAAGUAGUUUCUGAGGAAGAACUCGUAGCAUGAAUCAUAGCCGAACCAUUGAUUGACUGUGAUUUUCUUGCCUUUCAAAUGCUUGCAUUGCAUUUUCCUAUGGAGGCUGCAACUGUAGCCCGCUGGGAGCUAUGAGCUUUAAUGGUUAUGCCGCUGAAGAAAGCCACUCCAGAGUGAAGGAAAGUAUGCAAUUUGAGUGGAACAGUCACACUGCUCUGUGAGCAUUAUUAAAUCUGAGGUAAAAUUGUCCCUUUAACAAAGUAUUUUUAGACACCCAGUCCUCCUUCCUAUAAAGCUGCCCUAUAGCUGCUGACACCAGGGAUAUCUCAGCGCAGCCCAAAGAAUUGAUCUACAGAUCCAGCUAAGGAUUUAAGAUGCAUGGAGAAAAGAGCGGCCGUCUUUCUUUGAACUUAAUCUGCACAGCUACACAAACUGGCCAUAAAGCAAAGCUUUAUGACACCCGUGGAGAUGCGGUUCAUCGUUUUUUCCAUCCCCACCCUGACACGCAAAGCUGCAAGUGGCCUGAGUCAGCCAUCAGCUAAUUACCCAUUUCUUUGCACUCAAUACUGGCAAACGCUUUCUGUCUCCUUAAUUGUGCUGACAAAUUUAGGUCUUAUCAAUACUUACAAUACAAAUAUGAGGUGCAUGCUGAUAUUGGGAAAUGGAAAAUAGCACAUUGUUAAUCUACACCAGUGGCUCCCUAACCUUUGUUAGACAUAUGCCCACCACAAAGUCCUUUAAACAUUAUCCAUUGUCCUUAGCUGUCUGAUUUAGCAGUUAUACUUUGAGCUAACUAUUUCAACAUCACUUUAAGCUCUUAAGACUUCUCUGUGUUCUUGCUAAAUAGUUUUCACACAGUCUGAAUGUUACAGCUGACUCAAUAUGUGGAUGAAUUUCUUUUUCAAAUAAUAUUUUCCAUUUUAUCACAAUCGUUGAGUUAGUCCACAAUUUUUCCACAUACCCUCGGGGAACAGAAGAACAUCCUGGGCUACACUCUCAUAGCUGGACAUAUAAAACAGGUCAGAGGUCAGAGUAGAUGCAAGAGGAGCUCACACAUUAAUGAAACAAAACAACAUGCUCAAGCAAAGAUGUCCAAAGGUUUAAGUAGCCACAUUGGUUUGUGGUCAUUUGGACAGAGGCCACGCUGACAUCUGUUACACUUGACAGCUCCUGGGAAGCAGGGCGACACGUUGACUUACCUCUUUUUGCUGUUUUUGGAAUCAGCCAUGUUGUUUUCAGAUGUUCAGUUUUAUUUUAUUUUAUUAUUCUGUUUUAUGCAUCAUCCUCUUGCAUCAGUGAUUUGCAUGUGUAUGGAUAACAGAAAAAAGGGAGUGGUUUACUUCAAAAUCUAAGAGAUUUUUCUUAGCAUAAGCUCAGCACAAUAAAGUAAAAUAGCAUGUUACAUUUCAGUAAAGAUGGAGGCUUGCUGGCAGAAUGAAGAUCACCCUCAAGCAGAGAGGUUUAAGGUUCAAAUCCUGAGAAGGCAAGAAUCUCCACGACUGUACUCUCAUCUACACUGUGAGCUGCAGCAAGCAAAAUGAGAGUUUUCCUGCAGGGAUCAAUAAAAAAUCACAUUCAUAUACAGCAGCAACGAAUAUUGUGUUUAUUAGAUUCAAACACAGCAGACACGUGAUUUCUUCUAAUUGUUUCCUUUGCUUCAAAAUGGUGCACAUCAGGAAUAGCCAAACAUAUAUGUUUUUUCCCCCCUCUUUAUCUUUAUUCAAGAGCAUGGUCUUUCAAUUUGAGAGCACUGAUUUCACUUUCAGAUUUUUUAAUGCUUUUCUGCUGCCUGUGCACUCAAAUAGCCCCUGCUUGUGUUUAGAUUUGCCCUGCCUCUGCUCAGACUGUAUGCUUGCACCAAAUAUGCUUUGAUUAUUUUCUCCUCCCUAAUCGUUUCACCUGUGUCUCGUUAUCUCCUUCUCACUAGGGUUUUUAAUUUAUCUGUUCCCCUCACUCUCUGCCAGUUCGUCAGUAUCUUUUCACUUACGUACGUUCCAGCCAUUUUCCUAGUGUUUGUCUCCCAGUGGUUUUUUGUGUUUCGCUUGGAUCCUUGCCUGUACCCUUUGGACUUGCUUGCCUUGUUGAACUGCUGGUGGUUAUGACCCUUGCCUGGAUUUUAGAUUUUGUUCUUAGCCUUCUACCUGUUGGAUUUGUUUGCCUGUAUUGGACUGCUUCCUGUUUUUUUAUCUUUGCCUCCUCACCUCCACCACUCAGUAAGCCUUUUGUCCCUGUUUCAUCGUUUAAAUAAAUCACUGAACUGUA
Micropterus salmoides (largemouth bass) is the source of this 5051-nucleotide messenger RNA. RefSeq lists its product as uncharacterized. The record is from RefSeq and is a predicted model, not a curated record. NCBI's taxonomy places the organism in Eukaryota, Metazoa, Chordata, Actinopteri, Centrarchiformes, Centrarchidae. The transcript has 3 exons. Gene Ontology annotation, biological process: keratan sulfate proteoglycan metabolic process; N-acetylglucosamine metabolic process. Gene Ontology annotation, molecular function: N-acetylglucosamine 6-O-sulfotransferase activity; keratan sulfotransferase activity. Bases 235 to 1539 code for a protein of 434 amino acids.